AUGCCCUCCCCACCGGACCUCCUCGCCUCCUCGGUCCCCCGCGUCGGAGUCGCCGUGUUCAUCCUGCACGCCGACCCAUCCAACUCCCGAUCCAUAUCCACGACUUCGCAACAACCCAAAUAUAAAUUCCUGCUCGGCAAACGCCUAGGCUCGCACGGCGCGGGAACCUGGGCCCUACCGGGCGGCCACCUGGAAUUCGGCGAGUCGUUUGAAGAGUGCGCGGCGCGCGAGGUGUGCGAGGAGACGGGUCUCGACGUUGCGGAAAUUGAAUUUUUGACCGCGACGAAUGAUGUCAUGCCGUUUGAAUCCUCACCUCUUACAGAGACGACGGGAGCGAAGGAUGGGAAGGUUGUCAAGGGGAAGCACUACGUGACCAUCUUCAUGACGGCGCGGGUCCAGAACGACGACGACACCCGGUCAGGGAUGCCGGAAGCGAAACUGCUCGAGCCGGACAAAUGCGCUGGAUGGGAGUGGGUGUCGUGGGACGAGCUGGUUCGAUGGGCCGGGCCACAACUUAAACAGCUUGGCUGGGAAGUGGAAGGGGCCGGAGAAGGGGAUGGUGACGGAUCGACCGACCGUGAAAGGGAUGCUCGCACGUUGUUCUCGCCCAUGAUCGCGCUUCUGGUCCAGCGGCCUGGAGUGAUUCCCGGUCAGCAAUGA
Fonsecaea multimorphosa CBS 102226 is the source of this 660-nucleotide messenger RNA. RefSeq lists its product as uncharacterized. NCBI's taxonomy places the organism in Eukaryota, Fungi, Ascomycota, Eurotiomycetes, Chaetothyriales, Herpotrichiellaceae. The record is from RefSeq and is a predicted model, not a curated record. Gene Ontology annotation, cellular component: cytosol. The transcript has a single exon. Bases 1 to 660 code for a protein of 219 amino acids. Gene Ontology annotation, biological process: dGTP catabolic process. Gene Ontology annotation, molecular function: 8-oxo-7,8-dihydrodeoxyguanosine triphosphate pyrophosphatase activity.